This is a messenger RNA of Salvia splendens (bonfire salvia), 693 nucleotides long. RefSeq lists its product as uncharacterized. NCBI's taxonomy places the organism in Eukaryota, Viridiplantae, Streptophyta, Magnoliopsida, Lamiales, Lamiaceae. The record is from RefSeq and is a predicted model, not a curated record. Bases 1 to 693 code for a protein of 230 amino acids. The transcript has a single exon.
AUGAAAGCACCCCAUUACAUCCUCCUCCUCAUCGUCAUCCAAGCCUUCCACCAUCUUCCGGCCAUCCUCGCCGUUAAAUAUGAGGCGCUGAACGAUGCAAAGAGUUAUCCGGGAGGGCAGAGGUUCGAGAAGGAGAUCGGAAUCCCAUACACAUUAGAGAUCAUGAAAGACAUCAACUACUUCAUCUGGGACAUUUUCCAGCAAUACGACGAAUCCGACAGGAAACCGGUGGAAGUCGCCAAGGUUUUCAUCCGGGAAUACGAUGGUGCGGAGGCGAUAACAUACGGCGAGAUGGUCAACGUCAGCUCGCUCUACUUACAAGGGUACCAAGGGAACCUCAAAUGGGAGUUCACAUCUCUCCUCCACCACGAGCUCACGCAUGUUUUCCAGUGGAACGGAGAGGGGAAGGCGCCGGUGGGCCUUGUCGAGGGCAUGGCCGAUUACAUGAUACUGAUAUCCAAUUAUUAUCCCAAGGGAUUCGCGAGCCGCGGGAUGGGGGAGAGGUGGGAUCAGGGUUAUGACUUCACGGCCAGAUUCUUGGAGUAUUGCGAGGAGUUGAAAUCGGGGUUUGUUGCGGCGUUGAAUAAGAAGAUUAGGUAUACUUGGUCUGAGGAUUUCUUUGUGGAGUUGAUGGGAAAGCCGGUGUCGCAGCUCUGGACGGAGUAUAAGGCUAAAUACGGAAAUAUCAAUUAA